AUGAAUGAUUUCAUUAGGGAUUUUUUGAUUGGUGGAGUAUCAUUUGCUGUUUCUAAGUCAACUGACACUCCAAAAUAAAGAAUAAAAAUUUUAUUCAAACACUAAGAUGUCGGUCUUUAUGGUUGCUUCAUCAGGCUUCUUAAAGAAGAAGUAUAUUCUAUAUUGAAUUAUCAAAGCCAUUAUCUACAUUUUGGAGAGGUCAUUUGCCAUAUCUCAGACUUUAUGUUCCAAAUGCAGCAUUUAACUUUGCUUUCAAUGAUGUAUACAAAAUCCUUUUUCGUUCUUUUGGUAAUUGAUUCUUCAUUCAGUUAAGAUCCAAAAAGGGAGAAACUAAACUUUUUCUUAGUAAAUAUGCUAUCGGGAGGUGCAGCUGGUGGAACAACUUUGCUACUGAUUUAUCCACUUUAAUUUGCAAGGAAUAAAUUAGCUAUAGAAAAUUAAAAUAAAGUGGAAAGGUAAUUCAAUAGUUUGAAAGAUUGUGUGAGGAAGAUAUAUAAGUCAGAUGGCUUGAAGGGAUUAUAUAGAGGAUUGAGAAUUUCAGCUUUGGAAGUCAUAGUAUAUAGAAGUAUCUCCUUUGGCUGUUAUGACACAGCGAAGGGAACUAUCUUCAAAAAUUCAAUGAUGAGCAAUGUUGGUGUAAAAUUUAUUGUUGCUUACUUCAUACAUUGUACUUCUAGUAUCAUGUCAUCUCCAUUUAAUAUAAUCAGAAGAAGAAUGAUAAUGCAAUAAAGUAUAUUUGGAUCAUUAUUAAUUAAAAAGGAAGUUCUAAUAUUCAUUAUAAAAAUAAUUUAGAUUGCGCAGUUUAGAUUCUUAAUAAAGAAGGAUUAAACAGUUUUUUCAAAGGAGCUCUCUCAUAAUCCUUUUUUGGAAGCAGAUCUGCUUUAUCUUUGGUCAUUUAUGAUGAAAUUAAACAAUUUUUAAGUCCAGGUUCCAAUAUUAAGGAAGGGUAGGAUAGGGAUUGA
Messenger RNA from Paramecium octaurelia, 962 nucleotides. The record is from the annotation of a GenBank genome assembly. Lineage: Eukaryota; Ciliophora; Oligohymenophorea; Peniculida; Parameciidae.